Molecule: messenger RNA, 1936 nt
Organism: Peromyscus eremicus (cactus mouse)
Lineage: Eukaryota; Metazoa; Chordata; Mammalia; Rodentia; Cricetidae
Gene: Get3
Product: guided entry of tail-anchored proteins factor 3, ATPase
Exons: 7
Coding region: 988-1728 (246 amino acids)
Biological process (GO): post-translational protein targeting to endoplasmic reticulum membrane
Cellular component (GO): GET complex
Molecular function (GO): ATP binding; ATP hydrolysis activity
Source: RefSeq, a predicted model, not a curated record
UCUCUAGGUUGGACAUCUAUCUCGGAAUUUAAUCUCUUACCUUUAAAUAAGGAAACUGCUGGCUACGUGCAGCUAGAUGCCCUGUCUGAGAGUAGUAUUUUAGAAGCUGAGCACUCAAAUGAAGCUGAAGAUAAUUCUAGGCUGAGUCCUUCUCUAAGAGUUAAUGUUCUGCGCUGAGUUCUGCACCAAGGGGACUAAGAACCCUUGUAUUCCUUCCAGAGAACAGGGAUUCAAUUCAAACAGCGUUUGCUGAACUUGGAGCACACACGUGUACAAGGGGGGAGCACAACGCCAAGCGCAACCAGAGUUUCGGAAACUAAAGUUCUCUCUACAAGGACGACUGUUGCAGAUAUCAUUCCUGCCCAGCAUGGGUAUUCCGAGCACAGAGGCAAAAGUCUGCAUACCCUGCCACAAAUGGAGUCUUUUUGCCUUUUAUCGACCCUCAGCCAACUAACCAGUUCGUUCGUGAUUGGUUUGCGGCAGGAGCCAGGUGGCUCACAACCAACUGAGUAAGUGGCGGACAAGAAGAGAUGUUGAGGUACAAAAUAGAAAGUAAGGAGGAAAUGAUCAUCAGGAAUCUGAGCCUAUAGAAUCGAGCCAAGAGACACCUCUGCUCUAACUUCAAAGAGCUUAGACGGGAUGUUUGGCUGGUUGCUAAGGAGAGAGAGGUUGCCGCCUACAGGGACUUGAGCGUGACUAGUGGAAGUGAAACAAGCUACAGCCAAUGAAAAGAGUACCGCAAGACUUAGGAUCCAAUCACUGGAAGGCAAUGAUGUGAGUCAUACCAAUAUACUUACAAGACAGGGUCAUUCUUAGAAAACUACAGACAAAAGUUCACCAAGCUGCAGCCUGGCGGUCCAGCUGUCUAAAGGACGUGAGAGUGUUCUAAUCAUUUCCACAGACCCAGCCCACAACAUCUCAGAUGCUUUUGAUCAGAAGUUCUCCAAGGUGCCUACCAAGGUCAAAGGCUAUGACAACCUCUUUGCUAUGGAGAUAGACCCCAGCCUGGGCGUGGCAGAGCUCCCCGACGAGUUCUUCGAGGAGGACAACAUGCUGAGCAUGGGCAAGAAGAUGAUGCAGGAGGCCAUGAGCGCCUUCCCUGGCAUUGAUGAGGCCAUGAGCUAUGCUGAGGUCAUGAGGCUGGUGAAAGGCAUGAAUUUCUCAGUGGUAGUGUUCGACACAGCACCCACCGGCCACACACUCAGACUCCUGAACUUCCCUACCAUCGUGGAGCGAGGCCUGGGCCGCCUCAUGCAGAUCAAGAACCAGAUCAGCCCCUUCAUCUCACAGAUGUGCAACAUGCUGGGCCUGGGGGACAUGAAUGCUGACCAGCUGGCCUCCAAGCUAGAAGAGACAUUGCCUGUCAUCCGAUCUGUUAGUGAGCAGUUCAAGGACCCUGAACAGACGACCUUCAUCUGUGUGUGCAUCGCCGAAUUCUUGUCCUUGUAUGAGACAGAGCGGCUGAUCCAGGAGCUAGCUAAGUGCAAGAUCGACACCCACAACAUCAUCGUCAACCAGCUCGUCUUCCCUGACCCUGAAAAACCCUGCAAGAUGUGUGAGGCUCGCCACAAGAUCCAGGCCAAAUACCUGGACCAGAUGGAAGACCUGUAUGAAGACUUUCACAUUGUGAAGCUGCCACUGUUACCCCACGAGGUUCGGGGAGCCGAUAAAGUCAACACCUUCUCUGCCCUGCUCCUGGAGCCCUACAAGCCCCCCAGCACCCAGUAGCGCCACUGCUCAUCCCAGCUGCUGCCACUUCACAGCCUCCUCUUUCUCCGUGGGGCAGAAUUUGCACAGAGUCCCCCACAGUACAGGGGGAGCCACUUAGGAGGUGGGAAGUUGGGAGGAGGUCUGUUCCCCCUGGUGGGGCCUGGGGAGGCUGCAAUGCCCCCCACCUCUCCCUGCCUCACACUCCUCAAUAAAAUAAUCUUAAACA